AUGGGAGUGCAGCAGUUCCUGGACAAGUCGGAUGGCAGGGACAAGCUGCUGGCCACCGUGCAGUAUGUGGCCAUGUUCAUCUCCGCUGGCCAGCCAGGCGAUGUCAAGAAGGUCCAAGCGUCCGUGGCUGCUGCGCGCAAAGUCUUCCGCAUCAUGCGGCCCCUGGAGAGCCUGAACCCCAUCAUCCAGAACCCCACACUGAACUCCAACCGCCCCUUGGUGCUGGAGCUUCUGGCCAAGCUCAAGUCGGUGCUGAUGGCCAUCUACUUUGGAGGUGACAACAUUGUGUGGGCCUCCCAGGCGGGCAUCCUGCAGAACAAGACCCUCAUCCUGCGGGCACAGAAGGCCUCCCUGUACGGCUGGGCAGGCGGGUCCGUCAUCGGCGUCAUCACCGAGCUCCAUGAGCUGCAGGGUCUGACCGCGCGGCGCGUAGGCGAGGUGGAGGAGGUCUACCAGGCGCGCCUGGAGAAGAACGGUGCCGAGAUCACACGCCACCUGCUCCUCCUCGUGCACUCCCUGGUCCAGGCCUUGCUGGCGGUGGGCCUGCUGGAGCUGCGACCCUGGAAGCCACGCACGGUGGGCAUGCUGGGGAUCAUCGCCUCAGCUCUCAACUGCUACAUGCUGUUCCCGGCCCUCCCCGCCCCAGCCAAGGCCAGCACCAAGUCCUUUGCCAAGGUGGCAUGA
This is a messenger RNA of Auxenochlorella protothecoides, 684 nucleotides long. Its product is annotated as Peroxisomal membrane protein 11-1. NCBI's taxonomy places the organism in Eukaryota, Viridiplantae, Chlorophyta, Trebouxiophyceae, Chlorellales, Chlorellaceae. The transcript has 6 exons. The record is from RefSeq and is a predicted model, not a curated record. Gene Ontology annotation, cellular component: peroxisomal membrane. Bases 1 to 684 code for a protein of 227 amino acids. Gene Ontology annotation, biological process: regulation of peroxisome size; peroxisome fission.